Molecule: messenger RNA, 1646 nt
Organism: Bombina bombina (fire-bellied toad)
Lineage: Eukaryota; Metazoa; Chordata; Amphibia; Anura; Bombinatoridae
Gene: TAGLN2
Product: transgelin 2
Exons: 5
Coding region: 170-763 (197 amino acids)
Molecular function (GO): protein binding
Source: RefSeq, a predicted model, not a curated record
UUGAAUGUCUGCGUCCACCCACAUCCAUUUUUGUCUUUGAUUAAAGCUGACAUCACCACAUCAUGUUUUUGGGGCUGGGCUGUGAGAGAGGAGACAGGGAGAGGGAGUGAGAGAAACUCAGUCUUGUUUCCUGCAGACAGCGUGCUAAGACUAUAUCAAUCUAGUAAAAAUGGCAAACAAGGGACCCUCCUAUGGAUUGAGCAGAGAGGUGCAGCAGAGGAUAGACCAGAAAUAUGACCCAGACCUGGAGGUUAUUCUUGUCCAGUGGAUCAUUGCACAGUGUGGCCCGACUUGUAAGGAGCCUGAAGCCCCAGGGAAAGAGGCCUUACAGAAGUGGCUUAAGGAUGGAGAGGUGUUGUGCAUACUGAUCAACUCUCUGGCCCCAAAAUCUGUGGACAGAAUCCAAAAAUCAGACAAGUCCUUUAAGCAGAUGGAACAGAUAUCACAGUUCCUGAGGGCCUGUGAGAAAUAUGGAAUCCCACCUACCGACCUGUUUCAGACUGUUGACCUUUGGGAAGGAAAGAAUAUGGCCAGUGUUCAAAGGACUUUGAUGAAUCUGGGAGGUAUUGCAGUCACAAAGAGUGAUGGAUUUUUCCGUGGUGACCCUAACUGGUUCCCAAAGAAGUCACAAGAAAACAAGCGUGCAUUUUCCCAGGACAAAUUAAAAGAAGGACAGAGCGUAAUUGGUCUGCAGAUGGGCACCAACAAAGGGGCAUCACAGUCAGGAAUGACAGGCUACGGCAUGCCAAGGCAAAUCCUCUGAUCAAUGAGACUACCAUAAGCACCUGGCUCAACUCAAGAUACAUCAUUCACAUGCCUACUACUUCCUGUUCUCUUCCUUCCUUCCUUCCUGUUUGUCCUCCCCCCAUUCUUUAAUGAAACACAUUCCUAUCUUGGCAACACCUCAACAAUGAGAUGCCUUUGAACCACUUUAUUGGCUUAAACAAUGAGGUUGUCUGACCCUCUUAUGUGGUUUAACACCACUGUAAAAUCUUAUAAAGUUAAUUUAGCCAAGGAUAAUGCUGUCUGAAAUAAUUUGUACCAAUAUGUCUGUAUGCCUUUAACUGAUGACGUGGACCUAAGCUUUAUUGAUAUCUCUCAUACUUUAUUGUGGGUUAUUUAAUAAUAAUGAUGAUGUUUUUGUGUCACGUGCAGCUGUAUGGCUGUCAAAAGGAGAGCAUUAUAUUCCCCAAUUAUUUACUGUACUAAAUAAACAGGAAUAGCAACCACUAAUAAUGCCUCCAAUAGCUGUGUAGUCUUAAUGUUUUAAUUCUCAGUGUUCUGUUUUUAGUACAGAAUUCGUGAAGAGGCCUUAACAUUCCACACCCUUUGUGCCUACUGUUUUAUGGGUUUAUUUUUAUUUCUUAAAACCAAAGAUUUUUUUUUACCAAAGUUCAAUGGACUGAUCACUUCGUUUUUACUGAUUCCCUGGUUGCUAAAUGUUAUCGUGAUAUAUCAGAGCUUUAGUGGGGAUACAAACCAACUGUGUAAAAGGGAAGAUGAUGUUUAGAUAUUCUUCCCAGCACAUUCCUUGUAAAUGACUUGGAAACUGUACAUUUUCCAUGGCUCUGCUGUCUACUAUGAUUGAGAUAUGAUGCUGAUAAAUAUACUUCUAAUCCAAAUAAAGACCAAUCUAUGUUUAUAAA